CCUCAAUGUCCUUAUUCAGAAGGAAGUACAGAGGCUGCUAAAUGCUGGAAAUCUGUAAGAUCAGGAAAUACUCCGCAGAUCAAACAGCAGCUGUGGACCAGGAAACAGAGUUAACUAUUCAACCACAACAAACAGCUGCACCUGCCUCGGGUUCCCGCUCGCUCUCGGUGUGUUCCUUAUAGGUCCACUGUCUCGUCUCCUCUCACAGGGUAUUAGGAUUUGCAACCAGGAAACUCAGACAUUACAUCACACUCUGAAGGAGUCAGCUAAUUUAUUGUAACCUGAUUUAUUGUUGGUUUGAACAUGGAGGCAAAAAGCACCGUUCACAGUGGGGAGACACUGUACACACGUUCUGUUUGUGGACAAGGCUUCAGCCAAUCGUCUGUCCUGUUGAGAGAGAAGCACAGUGACUCCAGGGAGAAACCGUGGAAGUGUGGGGACUGCGGGAAGGUAUUCAGUUACCCAUCUGUGCUGGAAAUUCAUCAACGCAUUCACACUGGCGAGAGGCCGUACACCUGCCCCAUGUGUCGGAAGGAAUUCAAUCAUUCAUCCACCUUGAGAAUACACCAGAGGAGUCACACCGGGGAGAGACCAUUCAAGUGCUCUGUAUGUGGAAAGGGAUUCACUGUGUCAUCCGGACUGCUGCAGCACCAGCGGGUUCACACUGGGGAGAGGCCGUUCACCUGCUCCGAAUGUGGGAAGGGAUUCACUCAGUUAAGCAACCUGAAGACACAUCAGCGAAUUCACACGGGAGAGAAGCCAUUUACAUGCUCCACGUGUGGGAAGGGAUUCACUGUGCAUUCCCACCUGCAGGAACACCAGCGAGUUCACACUGGGGAGAGGCCGUUCAUCUGCUACGAGUGUGGGAAGGGAUUCAUUAACUCAUCCCACCUGCUGAGCCAUCAGCGACGGCACACUGGGGAGAAACCAUACAUUUGCUCCGAUUGUGGGAAGGGAUUCACUCAGUCAUGCUACCUGCUCAGUCACCAGCGAGUCCCAUCAUAUGAAAACACAACUUUAGUUUCCAAAUGUACACUAACGCCGACCCAGCUCUACCUCACCACCGCCUCUCCUGACUCCUGCACUAUUGGACUGCUUACCCAACCCCCAAUAACAGAAGAAUGUCAAUUACCUCCAGUUAAAUGUGAGGACACCAAAGUCAUUGUCCUUGGAAGGAGUCGGCUAAUUUAUUGUAACCUGAUUAUCAUUGGUGUGAACAUGGAAGGAAAAAGCACCGUUCACAGUGGGGAGAAAAUGUACACGCGUUCUGUGUGUGGACGAGGCUUCAGCCAAUCGUCUGCCCUGUUGAGAGAGAAGCACAGUGACUCCAGGGAGAAACCGUGCAAGUGUGGGCACUGCGGGAAGGUAUUCAGUUACCCAUCUGUGCUGGAUAUACAUCAACGCAUUCACACUGGCGAGAGGCCAUACAGCUGCCCAGUGUGUCGGAAGGAAUUCGCUCAUUCAUCGACCUUGAGAAUACACCAGCGGAGUCACACCGGGGAGCGACCAUUCAAGUGCUCUGUGUGUGGAAAGGGUUUCACUGUGUCAUCCGACGUGCUGAAACACCAGCGAGUUCACACUGGGGAGAGGCCAUUCACCUGCUCCGAAUGUGGGAAAGGAUUCACUCAGUUAGGCAACCUGCAGACACAUCAGCGCAUUCACACGGGAGAGAAGCCAUUUAUAUGCUCCACAUGUGGGAAGGCAUUCACUGUGCAUUCCCACCUGCAGGAACACCAGCGAGUUCACACAGGGGAGAGGCCGUUCGUCUGCUAUGAGUGUGGGAAGGGAUUCAUUAACUCAUCCCACCUGCUGAGCCACCAGCGAGGUCACACUGGGGAGAAACCAUACAUUUGCUCCGAGUGUGGGAAGGGAUUCACUCAGAGUCGGCUAAUUUAUUGUAACCUGAUUAUCGUUGGUGUGAACAUGGAAGGAAAAAGCAUCAUUCACAGUGGGGAGAAACUGUCUACGCAUUCUGUGCGUGGACGAGCCUUCAGCCAAUCGGCUGUCCUGUUGAGAGAGAAACACAGUGACUCCAGGGAGAAACCGUGGAAGUGUGGUCACUGCGGGAAGGUAUUCAGUUACCCAUCUGUGCUGGAAAUUCAUCAACGCAUUCACACUGGCGAGAGGCCGUACACCUGCCCCGUGUGUCGGAAGGAAUUCAAUCAUUCAUCCACCUUGAGGAUACACCAGCGGAGUCACACUGGGGAGAGACCAUUCAAGUGCUCUGUAUGUGGAAAGGGAUUCACUGUGUCAUCCGACGUGCUGAAACACCAGCGAGUUCACACUGGGGAGAGGCCGUUCACCUGCUCCGAAUGUGGGAAGGGAUUCACUCAGUUAGGCAACCUGCAGACACAUAAGCGAAUUCACACGGGAGAGAAGCCAUUUACAUGCUCCACGUGUGGGAAGGCAUUCACUGUGCAUUCCCACCUGCAGGAGCACCGACGAGUUCACACUGGGGAGAGGCCGUUCGUCUGCUGUGAGUGUGGGAAGGGAUUCAUUAACUCAUCCCACCUGCUGAGCCACCAACGAGGUCACACUGGGGAGAGACCAUUCACUUGCUCCGAGUGUGGGAAGGGAUUCACUCAGUCAUGCCACCUGGUCAGUCACCAGCGAGUUCACAACUAACCACAGUGAUUGGAUUUUGCUGUUAAUCACACCCAGGACUGAACCAUGCUCAUUGGGGUCAGUUUCUGCUUAUGUUAAUAAACUCUAGCCCCCGUCCAGUUAUAGAUGUUAACACUCUGGAUAAAAGUCAAAUCUAUCUUGAACACAAGAUGUAUUGUGUUUGGUUUGUCACCUCCCAAAUCCCAGCCAAUCUUUCCCAGAAAUCCAUCUUUGAUUCUUCCAAUCAGAUUUCCACCCCUGCCACAGUACCAAAGCUUGUCUUCUCAAAGUCACAAUGGCAGCCUGUAUCACUGACCGUGGUAAACUCCUGCCUCGUCCUUCUCGACCUGUCUGCAGCCUUUGACACAGUCGACCACACCAUCCUCCUCCAACACUUCUCACCUGGUUCCAUUCUUACUUACCUAAUCGCAGCCAGAGAACCACAUGCAAUUGCUUCUCUUCCCUUUCUCAGGCCCUUACCUCUCAUUGUCAUCUCCCAAGAUUGAUUCUUGACACCCUCCUCUUUCUGAUCUACACACUGCCGCUAAGUCCCAUCUUAUGAAAACACAACGUUAGUUUCCACAUGUACACUAACACAACCCAGCUCUCCUUCACCACAACCCCUCCUAACUCCUGCGCUGUUGGACUGCUUACCCAACACCCAAAAGCAGAAGAAUAUCAAUUUCCUCCAAUUAAAUAUUAAAGAGACCAAAGUCAUUGUCCUUGGUGACAGCUACAAAUUCUGUUUCCUAAUGACUGACUCCAUCUCUCUACCAGGGAGCUGCUUGAGACUGAAUCACUCUGCUCCCAAUCUUGCUGUCAUAGUUAACCCCAGGAAAAGCUUCUGACCACAUUGUGGGUUUACUUGCAUCACAUGGGCUGCAGUGGUUCAAGAGGGUCCUCACCACCGCCUUCUCAAGGGGCAAUUAGGGAUGGACAACAAUGCCCAGGUCCCAUGAAAGAAUAAAGAAUUAGCUCUUGGACAAGCAAUGCCUCAGUUUUAAAAUUCUCAUCCCUUUUUAUUUUCCAAUCCCUCCAGGGCCCUCCCUAUAUCUGUAAUCUCCUGCAGUUCAACAACCUUCUGGGAUCGCUGCACUCAUCCAACUCUGGCCUUUUGAACAUCCCUGAUUUUAAUCAUUCCAGCAUUGGCAGCCCUGCCUUCAACUGCCUAGGCCUGAAGCUCUGGAAUUCCAUCCCUAAACCUCUCUGUCUCUCUACCUCGCUUUCCUGAUUCA
This is a messenger RNA of Carcharodon carcharias (great white shark), 3839 nucleotides long. RefSeq names its product zinc finger protein 91-like. Lineage: Eukaryota; Metazoa; Chordata; Chondrichthyes; Lamniformes; Lamnidae. Gene Ontology annotation, molecular function: RNA polymerase II cis-regulatory region sequence-specific DNA binding; DNA-binding transcription factor activity. Bases 304 to 2625 code for a protein of 773 amino acids. The transcript has 6 exons. The record is from RefSeq and is a predicted model, not a curated record. Gene Ontology annotation, biological process: regulation of transcription by RNA polymerase II.